This is a messenger RNA of Pelobates fuscus (common spadefoot toad), 3153 nucleotides long. RefSeq names its product regulator of G protein signaling 6 (gene RGS6). The coding region runs from base 262 to 1731 and encodes 489 amino acids. Gene Ontology annotation, cellular component: neuron projection; cytoplasm. Lineage: Eukaryota; Metazoa; Chordata; Amphibia; Anura; Pelobatidae. The record is from RefSeq and is a predicted model, not a curated record. Gene Ontology annotation, biological process: G protein-coupled receptor signaling pathway; positive regulation of GTPase activity; regulation of G protein-coupled receptor signaling pathway. The transcript has 18 exons. Gene Ontology annotation, molecular function: GTPase activator activity.
CGGCUUGCCCUGUUUAUUCCCAUCCAUCCUCAGCCGCUCUUCUGCACGCACAGGGAUGGACCUGUCUCCGGGGGACCCUCAGGCUGCCCUCCCUCCACCCACCUUGGACUAAGCAGGUACAGCCUCCCCCCCAUCACCCAUCCCGAGGUGUCAAGGGGACCAUGCCCCGGGCUCCCCUCUGCCUGUGACGGAGAGCCGAGGAAGCAGCUGGAGGAGGCGAAGCGGAUUGUGUGGUUGCUAAGUGUCUGUGACAGUCCAAUCAUGGCGCAAUCAUCUGAUGCAAGUAUUGUUGGAGUUCCUGAUCCGGAGGACAACACACCAAACAUGAUAGUCUACAGAAAAAUUGAAGAUAUCAUCACUAGAAUGCAAGAUGAUAAGGCCGGAGGGGUGCCUAUCCGAACCGUUAAAAGCUUCCUGUCUAAAAUCCCCAGCGUUGUAACAGGAGCAGACAUCGUGCAGUGGCUGAUGAAGAGCCUCAACAUUGAAGACCCAGUGGAAGCAAUACAUUUAGGAAGCCUUAUAGCAGCCCAGGGUUAUAUCUUCCCCAUAUCAGAUCAUGUUCUCACAUUGAAGGAUGAUGGCACCUUUUACCGUUUUCAGGCUCCUUAUUUUUGGCCUUCAAACUGCUGGGAACCAGAAAAUACAGACUAUGCUAUCUAUCUAUGCAAGAGGACCAUGCAGAACAAAGCAAGGCUGGAACUAGCAGAUUAUGAAGCCGAAAAUUUAGCAAGACUUCAGCGGGCGUUUGCCAGAAAAUGGGAAUUCAUCUUUAUGCAAGCAGAGGCACAAGUCAAAAUUGACAGAAAAAAAGAUAAAACUGAGAGGAAAAUUCUUGACAGUCAAGAAAGAGGGUUCUGGGAUGUCCAUCGACCUGUGCCUGGUUGCGUUAACACAACAGAAAUGGAUAUCAGAAAGUGUCGUCGAAUGAAGAACCCUCAAAAAGUCAAAAAGUCAGUAUACGGGGUAUCAGAGGAUUCUCAAUCACAAAGUCCAGUGCACAUGGCGUCUCAUGUUAUUAGAAAAACCACGAAAGAUGACUUAAAAAAACAGAUUCACUUCCUGCAUGUACAAUUAGACAGACAUUGUUUAAAAAUGUCUAAAGUAGCCGACAGCUUUAUUGCCUAUUCGGAACAGUAUACGGACUAUGAUCCUUUUCUUAGCCCAGCUGAUCCGUCCAAUCCAUGGAUAAGUGAUGACGCGACUUUCUGGGAUUCAGAAGUAAGCAAAGAGCCAAGCCAACAGCGUGUAAAGAGGUGGGGCUUCUCACUGGACGAAAUGCUUAAGGACCCAGUGGGGCGCGACCAAUUUCUUCGCUUUCUGGAGUCCGAAUUCAGUUCUGAAAAUCUCAGGUUUUGGGUGGUAGUUCAAGAUCUCAAGAAACAACCAUUGCAUGAAGUCCCAAAACGAGUCGAGGAGAUAUGGCAAGAGUUUCUGGCCCCUGGGGCACAAAGUGCCAUAAAUCUAGACUCCCACAGUUUCGAGAGGACAAGCCAAAAUGUCAAAGAUCCGGGGAGGUACACAUUUGAAGAUGCCCAGGAGCACAUUUACAAGCUUAUGAAGAGUGAUAGCUAUGCACGUUUCCUACGCUCCCAGGCCUAUCAGGACCUGCUGCUCAUGAAAAAGAAGACUGAGAAUGAGCAAGGUCGUAGAACUUCCUUAGAAAAGUUCACUCGCAGCGUGGGGAAAUCUUUGACAUCCAAGCGCCUCACUGGCCUCAUGCAGUCCUCCUGACAACCCAGAACAGAAGAACAAUCACUAGGCACCUGACACCCUCUGGAUGACGAUCGGUAUUAGGCAAGAACAUGGGUCUCUGUGAAAGCAAAAAUAAAGAGAAGAUGGGAUUUGUUCAUCCCCAGCAGAUAUUAUUUUGUCCCUUGUUUACAUCAACACUUUCUGCUUAAGCAGCUUCCAGGUGACCCUGAGUUGCCAAGUGCAUUCUUUUGUCUUUUUAGUUUGAUAUUUCAGAUCAUGCUGUGCGGUAAUGGGAGGGUCAACAAAGGAGGAUGUUUUUAGACAAAAUCAGCAAUAAAAGGAGACAAGACAGAUCCGUAUAACGUUAUCAUCUCCAAUCUCCUUGGCAUCCAGCUGCAAUUGAUAUUUUAACCAACAUUAGAACCAUAUUUACAUCACUUCAAGUUGAGAGAGGGAAAAAAAAAGAUGAAACACCCGAAACUGCUACUACUUAAAACAUUAAUGAGCCUGUUUCUCCUGCGACCUUUGCUGCAGACAUUGACUUUUUUUUUUGUGUGUGUCCCUCUCUGAGACAUUUGAAAACAUUUGCUCUGCAUAGUCUAUCCUUCCAAACGCAUGAUGCUGCUCCAAAGAUAGCAUUGCCAGUCAAGGUUAAAUAUAAGGUCAUUGGAUAAACUCAUAUAGCAAGUCAUGUUGAGUUUUUUUGUUUUGUUUUUUUCCUCAGACCUAAUUUGUUUUAAAAUUUGUUUUGACACUGCAUGCAUUUCAAGUAAAAUCUGCACUGUCGUCCACCGUAAACUUAACUUUUUCUUCCAGUUUAGCUCAUCAGCAUCGAAUCCACACACACACACACAAGCUAAAACGCUUGUAAACAUUAUGUGAAAAAGCAGAAAAAUCUGACUUUGAGGUAAACUGUUUUGACUUGUAUCUCACAAUUCAGCAAAUUAUCAGCUGAGGUAUAUACAUUAGAGAAAAAGGUAAUCACAUUAGAUAUAUUCUAGUAGAGAUGCAAGGCAUUCCCAAUGUAGUUGGAUAUAACAGAACAUGCUUAGUAUACUCUUAGAGAAACUCCUCCAUAUGGAAAUUGUCAAAAUGUCACCAGUAUGAAGAAAAACAUUGAGCCUUUGUUGGCACGAUUGCAUUUGUUAUUAUUAAAUGCUGAUGGCUUUGUGGGUAACUGUAGCAUUCUGGGUUUCUUUCAAAACAUACAUGAAUUUAACAGUAGUAAAAAUAUUUGAAAAGAAAAUAAUUUAAUGUACACGUUGUUGUUGGUUUUCUGUUAUGCUAGAAUGUGAACAUUCCUCUCCUGAAUGCGCCAAGUACAAAAUGAAACAUGUGCAGUCCUGUUUACGCCAUUUAAAUUUUAAAUGGUUUCUAAGUGUCUUUGUCAUCAACAAUUGGAAAAUUCGGUGAAGGAUAAAUAGUAUUUAUGAUUAAUUCAAACAGUCGCAAAUUGCAUUC